This is a messenger RNA of Polyodon spathula (Mississippi paddlefish), 2451 nucleotides long. Its product is annotated as aspartate aminotransferase, mitochondrial-like. The transcript is spliced from 10 exons. NCBI's taxonomy places the organism in Eukaryota, Metazoa, Chordata, Actinopteri, Acipenseriformes, Polyodontidae. The coding region runs from base 56 to 1342 and encodes 428 amino acids. The record is from RefSeq and is a predicted model, not a curated record. Gene Ontology annotation, biological process: biosynthetic process; L-aspartate catabolic process. Gene Ontology annotation, cellular component: mitochondrion. Gene Ontology annotation, molecular function: L-aspartate:2-oxoglutarate transaminase activity; pyridoxal phosphate binding.
AUCGUCCCCGGCUUCCUCUGUGGUUCAGUCGCUUUAUCCUCUUCAGUGUGCAGCGAUGGCUCUGCUCAAAUCCAGCAAGAUAAUCCUCAAUGUCGGGGGAUACUGCCCCAGUCUGGCAGUGUUCCCUGCCAGAGCCAGCUCUGUGUGGUCCCAAGUGGAGAUGGGCCCCCCUGACCCUAUCCUGGGUGUGACCGAGGCCUACAAGCGGGACGCCAACCCCAAGAAGAUGAACCUGGGGGUGGGUGCGUACCGCGACGAUAACGGCAAGCCCUACGUCCUGAGCUGUGUCCGCAAGGCAGAGGCUGAGAUCGCUGCCAAGAAGAUGGACAAGGAAUACCUUCCCAUUGGUGGACUGGCUGAAUUUGCCAAGGCCUCUGCGGAGCUGGCACUGGGGCAGAACCACGAGGUGCUCAAGAGUGGACGGUACACCACCAUGCAAACCAUUUCAGGCACUGGGUCCCUUCGGGUUGGCGGAAGCUUUCUGGCUCGUUUCUACAAGUCCAGCAGUGAAGUCUACCUCCCGAAGCCCUCUUGGGGUAACCACACCCCGAUCUUCAGGGACUCGGGCCUGCAGCUCGGCGGCUACCGUUACUAUGACCCCAAGACCUGCGGGUUUGACUUCGCUGGAGCCUUGGACGACAUCUCUAAAAUCCCUGAGAGAAGCAUCAUCCUGUUCCACGCCUGUGCUCACAACCCCACCGGCGUGGACCCCAAGCCAGAGCAGUGGAAGGAGCUGGCCGCCCUGGUCAAGAAAAGGAGCCUCUUCCCCUUCUUUGACAUGGCGUACCAGGGCUUUGCCAGCGGGGAUAUCGAUAGAGAUGCCUGGGCCGUACGCCACUUUAUCGAUCAGGGCCUUAACAUCGUCUUGUCCCAGUCCUACGCCAAAAACAUGGGGCUGUACGGCGAGCGUGUGGGCGGUUUCACUGUGGUCUGCGUCGAUGCUGAAGAGGCAAAGCGUGUGGAGUCCCAGCUCAAGAUCCUGAUCCGCCCCAUGUACUCCAACCCUCCCAUGAACGGAGCCCGCAUCGCUGCCGCCAUCAUGAACACCCCCGAACUGCGCCAGGAGUGGCUGCAGGAGGUGAAGGGCAUGGCAAACCGCAUCAUCAGCAUGAGGGAGCAGCUGGUGUCCAACCUGAAGAAGGAGGGCUCCACCCACAACUGGCAGCACAUCGUUGACCAGAUCGGCAUGUUCUGCUUCACCGGCCUCAAGCCUGAGCAGGUUGAGCGCCUGACCAAGGAGCACUCUGUCUACCUGACCAAGGACGGACGGAUCUCCAUGGCUGGCGUGACUUCAGCAAACGUGGCCUACCUGGCCCACGGCAUCCACCAGGUCACCAAGUAAACUUGGAGGUUGUGUCCAGUGAAAUGCUUUUCAGCCUCAAUCUUUACUCCUUGUAGAUGAUGUUUAUAUUGGUGUCUCCAGCAUAUGAUUUAUGACCCAUGGCUUUUUUUUUUGUGUUUUUCUUCAAGGCCUAACCUGAUUUGGUUAUUUAUUUCACAGAAAGGCUUUAGCAAAUGAAGGAAUGAAAAAAUAAAUUGCCUAACAUGGAACUAGAAUCACUAGAAUUUUUUAAAUUGUAAGAAAAGCACUUUUUGGGGUCCCUGGUUUCAUAGGUCCCAGUAUAUUCCUUAUUGGAAACUAGCAUACUAAAUUAAAGCAGUAAGGUGUUAAUAACUAAUUGUGUAAAGUAAGAAUCGGCAUAUUUGCUGUGUAGUCCUGUCAGUGGCAGUCGUGACACGUUUGCUUCAUGAACCAGUAAUGUAAUUUUGUUUUAUGCCCCAACUUUUGUUUUAUGCACUUCCAAGAGUAGAGGCUUUCACCUUUUAUUCUGUCCUGUAUUAGCUCCUUCCCUGAAAGCACCUUAAGCACCUUUCUGCAUAGCUUUAUAAAGGUUGAGGGAUUAUUUAAAUUGAAUAGUUUGGCUACAUAAUAUGGCUUACUCGGUUUCUUUUGCUUCACUUUUACAUGGCACACCAGUGUGUGUCUGGUGCUGCGUUUUGAUAUCCAUGCUGUUCAGUGUUAGAAGUGAUGUGACUGUGAACGCAAUCGUUUUUUUUGUUUGUUUUUUUUAAAUGCUUCCAGGACUACUGUAAAAAAAACAUAAUUUCAGAACUCUUAAUCCUGAUUCUCAAGCAUUGGCGGUAUCUGUCUUUGAUAGAUGAAAUGCUAGCUGUAUUAGUCCAGAGAUGAUAGACAAAGAGAAGGAGAUGUGAUACCUUUUAUUGGAGUUAGUCCAAUAAAAGGUAUCGCAUCUCUGUCUUUGUAACUGAAUAUGUAGUCCGGCUAAAGCGUUUCUCAUUUCAUUAAACUGUAGAUGCAUCACAGGCUUGUACUUCUGAACUCAAACGCUUACUGUAACCAUCGAAUGUGCUUUUAAUAAACUGUAAUGUGUGAAAAUAGCUGCACUUUUAAUAAUCUGUGUACAAGUGAAUAAAGAUGAGCUGAAACUA